Formica exsecta is the source of this 2514-nucleotide messenger RNA. RefSeq names its product ring canal kelch homolog (gene kel). Gene Ontology annotation, molecular function: protein binding. The transcript has 9 exons. The record is from RefSeq and is a predicted model, not a curated record. Bases 617 to 2485 code for a protein of 622 amino acids. Lineage: Eukaryota; Metazoa; Arthropoda; Insecta; Hymenoptera; Formicidae.
UAGGAAUUGAAGGGAGAUUUCAGAAUAGCGAGAGAUCUCGAUACUCGACAAUCUUAGAAUAGAGGGAUUCGACUGUACUAUAUAUGUAUGUGUAUGUAUACAUAUAUACACUGACAUACACAUACACAUAUGUAACUCGCGCGUGCUAUGGCGUGCUGUCAAAAUAGAGUGCAUAGAGCUCCUCGAAGAUCCAGCGAUUCUCCUCUCUCGCCCGUCAGCUGUGCACUCGAACAUAAUAUCUCGCUGUGAUAAGAACAAAAAUUCACCGGUGCGAAGUAUGAAAUUUCAUUGCGCGAGUGAGGAUAUAAAGCAAAUCUGAUAUGUGAGUAUUUCCGCGCCAACGAGAACGAAAACCUAAGAUCUUACUGUGGUAAGGACGAAAAUGUCGUUAGAGCCAAGUUAGAAGAAAAUUUUGCUGCGAGUGAUAUAUGUAUAAAGAAAACGUGAGAUACAUAUUUUGUCCCAACCGGGACAGGAUUCCAAGAAAGAGAGAAGCCGAACCUGAACCAGAGCGUGCCUGAUUUCGCUUUCGGAAUCGAGCGAGAACGCGUGAAUUAUUUCAUCGUGUUCAAUCACACGCGCUUCUGAGCAUCAAAGUAGUUUAAAAUCGAUUGAAAUGGAGCCAGUGGGACAGAAUCAACCACCUAACGCUUUGAAUAAUAUUGGCGACGGUUCUGACACUAAGGGCAGCUGUUUGUUACUUCGCUAUGCUAGCCAGAAUUCUCUAGAUGAAAGCUCACAAAAACACAUUCCUCGUGAGAAUGGAAAGGACAAGCCACCAUAUAGGAAUCACCAUCACACGAAUCGAGCCUUUGAUGUCAUUAACGAGAUGAGAAAGAAAAAUUUACUCUGCGAUGUCAUCUUAGUAGCGGACAGUGGUAUGGAGGUACCUGCUCACAAAAUGGUUCUCGCUGCAUGUAGCCCUUACUUCUAUGCCAUGUUUACAAGUUUCGAGGAACGUGAUCAGGAGAGGAUAACGUUGCAAGGCGUGGAUUAUUCGGCGUUAGAGCUAUUGGUAGAUUAUGUUUAUUCUGCUGAAGUUCAUGUCACGGAGGAGAAUGUGCAGGUGCUCCUACCCGCUGCGAAUUUAUUACAAUUGACAGAUGUUCGAGAUGCUUGCUGCGAUUUUUUACAAGCUCAAUUGCAUCCAUCUAAUUGUCUUGGUAUUAGGGCAUUUGCAGAUCUGCACGGAUGUCUCGAACUGUUGACGCACGCGGAUAGCUAUAUCGAGCAACAUUUUUCAGAAGUGGUUGAUGCGGAAGAAUUUUUGACACUGGCAGCUGAUCAAGUAGCAAAGCUUAUUUGUAGCGAUCGUUUAAUGGUACCUUCUGAAGAGAAAGUAUUUGAAUGUGUCAUUUCAUGGGUACAUCAUGAUCUUGAAAAGAGACAGACCGAUUUAGCUUUGUUAAUGGAAUAUGUGCGCUUACCUUUAUUGUCUCAAGAAUAUUUAGUUCAACGUGUGGAGGAGGAACCACUUCUCAAGGCAAAUUUACAAUGCAAAGAUUUCUUGAUUGAAGCCUUAAAAUAUCAUUUACUGAAGGGUGAGCAAAAAUCGCUGUUUAAAACGCCACGUACUAAACCGAGGCAGCCAAGAGGCUUGCCCAAAGUAUUGCUCGUUGUCGGUGGUCAAGCUCCAAAGGCGAUCAGGAGCGUCGAGUGUUAUGACUUUAAAGAGGAAAAGUGGUAUCAAGUUUCCGAAUUGCCAACACGACGUUGUAGAGCCGGGCUUUGUGUUCUCGGCGGACGUGUGUACGCCGUUGGUGGAUUCAAUGGAUCAUUGAGAGUACGAACGGUUGAUAUUUAUGACGCCGCGGCGGAUCAAUGGUCACCCUGUCCCGAGAUGGAAGCUAGGAGGUCGACGCUCGGUGUAGCAGUGCUCGGCAAUUGCGUUUACGCUGUCGGUGGUUUUGAUGGUUCGACGGGAUUAAAUUCGGCCGAAGUAUAUGACCCGCGCACUCGCGAAUGGAGACCAAUAGCGCGAAUGUCAACACGGCGCAGUAGCGUAGGAGUAGGCGUUGUCAAAGGAUUGCUGUAUGCUGUUGGCGGCUAUGAUGGAGAAUCUCGUCAAUGUCUCUCCAGUGUCGAGUGUUAUAACCCAGAAAAAGAUCAAUGGAAACCUGUACCAGAGAUGUCCGCGCGUCGUAGCGGUGCGGGUGUCGGUGUCCUGGAUGGUAUUUUAUACGCGGUGGGAGGUCAUGAUGGUCCACUGGUUCGAAAAAGUGUAGAAGCAUUUAAUCCAGAGACCAACCAAUGGACUCCCGUCAGUGACAUGGCACUUUGCCGUCGUAACGCCGGUGUCGUGGCAUUGAACGGACUUUUGUACGUUGUGGGUGGAGACGACGGUUCUUCCAGUUUAGCAUCAGUAGAAGUGUAUUCUCCAAGAACUGAUACCUGGACCACCUUGCCGACUUGCAUGGGAGUAGGACGUAGUUACGCUGGUGUAGCUAUUAUCGAUAAACCAAUGGCCCCCGCGAUGACAAUGUGAGGUCUACAAUCCGCUGGGCAUGCGACAGA